This is a messenger RNA of Letharia lupina, 375 nucleotides long. RefSeq lists its product as uncharacterized. Lineage: Eukaryota; Fungi; Ascomycota; Lecanoromycetes; Lecanorales; Parmeliaceae. The record is from RefSeq and is a predicted model, not a curated record. The transcript has 4 exons. The coding region runs from base 1 to 375 and encodes 124 amino acids.
AUGCCUUUCACUCAUAACCACGACGACUUUCAAGCCACCGAGCCUUUCGAGACGCCUCGUAACCAUGACCAUGACGACUUCGAGGACAACCAGUCUUCCGAGGGGCUCGUCACGGAUCCAGGUGUCCCUACAUUUGUUCUCCGCGCAGGCUUAGGUGAUCCACGUGGCGCGCCUAUGCCCGGCUCAGCCCUGUUGAAUUUUGAAAGGCAACGAGACCGGACAUUGACUGUCAAUCUUCUGCAAUGUCCCGAGGGAGAUGCUGUGAUGAAGGAGGUUCAGAUGUGUCGAUCUGCCUUUGACCUGGGUUGUGUUGGCUUGUUGUCGGGCGAGAGAGUUGAAGAUUUCAAUCUUGCUUUUCUACUAUUGCAUGCAUAG